Molecule: messenger RNA, 3145 nt
Organism: Notolabrus celidotus (New Zealand spotty)
Lineage: Eukaryota; Metazoa; Chordata; Actinopteri; Labriformes; Labridae
Gene: rragca
Product: Ras-related GTP binding Ca
Exons: 7
Coding region: 219-1370 (383 amino acids)
Biological process (GO): positive regulation of TOR signaling; cellular response to starvation; cellular response to amino acid stimulus
Cellular component (GO): lysosome; Gtr1-Gtr2 GTPase complex; nucleus
Molecular function (GO): GTPase activity; GTP binding
Source: RefSeq, a predicted model, not a curated record
AGAGGGGGGAGUUUUUUUCAACGAAGAGGAAAUCCUAAGGAAAUGUGUGGGAUCACGCUCGGUGUUUCCAAAGAAGCUUGGACAUUAUUGACAAACUCUUUUCAUUGACUGACGUUAGUUUGUGGAGCAGACUGAUCUUCAGAUACAAACACGGGUGAGGUGAUAGAGAAGUAAAACGGGAGGGGAAAGAGGGGGAAGCGACAGUCGUUUAGGUCAAAAUGUCGAUUCAGUACGAGGUGGAACAGCUGGCUGACAGCUACGGGGUGGCAGACUCGUUCCCCAAAGAUUUCGGUUAUGGGGAUGAAGAGGAGGCCGAUAUCGAGGACAGCCCGUCGCCGUCCGAUAGCAAACCCAGGAUCCUGCUUAUGGGUUUGAGAAGAAGUGGAAAAUCAUCCAUACAGAAGGUGGUGUUCCACAAAAUGUCCCCAAACGAGACCUUGUUCCUGGAGAGCACCAACAAGAUCUACAAGGACGACAUCUCCAGCAGCUCCUUCGUCAAUUUUCAGAUCUGGGACUUCCCGGGUCAGGUGGACUUCUUCGACCCUACCUUCGACUACGAGAUGAUCUUCAGAGGGACCGGAGCUUUGAUAUUUGUCAUCGACGCUCAGGAUGAUUACGUGGAGGCUCUGGGCAGGCUUCACCUCACCGUGUCACGAGCCUACAGAGUCAACCCUGAGAUCAACUUUGAGGUGUUCAUACACAAAGUGGACGGCCUCUCCGACGAUCACAAGAUCGAGACUCAGAGGGACAUCCACCAGAGAGCUAACGACGACCUGGCAGACGCUAGCUUAGAAAAACUGCAUCUCAGCUUUUACUUGACGAGUAUUUACGACCACUCCAUCUUCGAGGCCUUCAGCAAGGUGGUGCAGAAGCUCAUCCCUCAGCUCCCCACUCUGGAGAACCUCCUCAACAUCUUCAUUUCUAAUUCAGGGAUCGAGAAGGCCUUCCUGUUUGACGUGGUCAGUAAGAUCUACAUCGCCACAGACAGCUCCCCUGUAGACAUGCAGUCUUACGAGCUGUGCUGUGAUAUGAUCGAUGUGGUCAUCGACGUCUCCUGUAUCUAUGGCCUGAGGGAGGACGGCAGCGGCAGCGCUUACGACAAGGAGUCCAUGGCCAUCAUCAAGCUCAACAACACCACUGUGCUGUACCUGAAAGAGGUCACAAAGUUCCUGGCCCUUGUCUGCAUCCUGCGGGAGGAGAGCUUUGAGCGCAAAGGAUUGAUAGACUACAACUUCCACUGUUUCCGGAAGGCCAUCCACGAAGUAUUUGAGGUUGGAGUUUCCACCCAGCGUCCAGCGGGCUCCCAGGCAGUCGGCUCACCCUGCAACAAGGCCGUCGCACUGAACGGCACGCCGCGCAACACUGUCUAGACACUGAUGCAAAAUAGAAAAAUAAAAAGACUGAAAAAGAGAUGAAAGAAGAAGAAAGGGCAAGGGAGCCUUUAAUAAAGGAGAGACUACUAAACUGGAGCUCAACCGGUGCGCAUAACAACAACAUCCCCUGCUCCCAGCACCCAAAGGACUGAGAGACGGCACUGGAGCACAGCAGGGACGGAAGGGAAAUUCAAGCAUUCGUUUCAGGAAAAAUGCAAAGCACUGUGUCGGCUGUGAGGAGGUCUAAAGAGUAAAAACUGCACCUGGACAGGGACAGGUUCAGGAUCCUUCUUUGGAUUUCCGAAAGUGGUCAAAGUCUGUGAUGAUUCGCUGCUGCUGGUCCCUCUGAAUGAACAAUGCGAGGAGGACAAAACACACCCGUGUCGUGACCUCUCUCUCUCUCUCUCUCCAUGGACAAACUGUGAUGUCAGUUUUCAGGAAUCUCGUGAUGAACCCACCCCGACCACUUCUGUGCUGAUUUAAAGAUGGCGGACAUAAACUGCUGGUUGUAACCCACACAUGUUCAGAGAUGGCCUUAUGUAGAUGAAGCUUGUCUGCAGUGCAAGCUUUCUCUCACCACCACUCACCUCACCCUACCUGAAUGCUGCCCGAAACUCGCUUUUUGGUUUCACUUGUGAAGGGAAAACAGACUGAAAAGGGAUCGUGCUGUCCAUCUUAGUCUUGUGUGUGUGUGUGUGUGUGUGUGUGUGUGUGUGUGUGUGUGUGUGUGUGUGUGUGUGUGUGUGUGUGUGUGUGUGUGUGUGUGUGUGUGUGUGUGUGUGUGUGUGUGUGUGUGUGUGUGCUUGCGUGAAUGCAGGUAUUUGUGUGUGUACAUGAGGUGGUUUUGAUGAGAUCCCAGACAGGGCUCUGUCUGUUCUGGUGAAGGACCUUUUACAGAAAGUUUCUCAAUUAACAGCAGCUUAGCAGAUUUAAACUCUUCUCAAUCAGUGAAAUUAUCUUUUCUGUGUGUGCUCCACUGAAAAUCAAACAUGUGAUUGACCUUUUAAUAGGUUGUAAAAAGUAAGUUUGGCUGGAAAUUUGGCAACAUUAUUUGCAAAAGCACUGCCAAAAUGUUGACACGACUCUUAAGCGGUGACAUGAUGAAAACUACAUGAAAGAAAUGUAUCAGGUCUGGCUGAGCGGCAGGACUGACGGAAACUUAAACGGUGAUGAUAUGAAGAAAACAUGCAUGUUUUCCACACACAGCGUCAGUCCUGCCCGAAUAAUUAUGAACUAAUGUUUCACACUUAGUUUGGCUCUUCAGCAAGAUUCACUAAAAAUGUACCCAUUCCAAGCAUGCAUACAUGGAUGUGUUGUCAAGUUGUGUUGUUCUCAAUCAUAAUACUGCUCAUUGUACUCAAAGAGUGAAAAUGGAACUAACCAUAAUUUACACUGAUGGAAGAGACAAAGACCAAAUUUCAUUACUUGCAACGUUACAGUGACACCUGAGAUGUCCACGUCUGCAUUGUCUGUUCUACCAGGGAUGAGAAAUGGAAAUCUGAGGACUAAGAGCCUGAGUCCUGAAGCUUGUUUUCAUGUUAUCAAGGUAACUUUUGCCUGGUUCACUUUGUCUCAGAUUCUUAAGUGUUCUCAAUCAGCAAAGUUAUUCAGGUAACUAUCUGAAUUUGCUUCAUGAAACAGGCCUAAUAUCUUUUAAACCCAGUCAUUAUCAGUCACCUGAAAAUAAACACUUGCACAUCAGAACUGUGAUGGAUGAUUGAUUUGUGUAUCGUGAUGCUAUCUUAUGUGGAAAUAAAUGAAAUUUACAUUUA